Molecule: messenger RNA, 927 nt
Organism: Stegastes partitus (bicolor damselfish)
Lineage: Eukaryota; Metazoa; Chordata; Actinopteri; Pomacentridae
Product: olfactory receptor 4N5-like
Exons: 1
Coding region: 1-927 (308 amino acids)
Biological process (GO): detection of chemical stimulus involved in sensory perception of smell; G protein-coupled receptor signaling pathway
Cellular component (GO): membrane
Molecular function (GO): G protein-coupled receptor activity; odorant binding; olfactory receptor activity
Source: RefSeq, a predicted model, not a curated record
AUGAAUACUGAACCCAAUGUCACUUAUUUAACUUUUGCUGGUCAUGUGGAGAUAGACAAAUACAGAUAUCUGUACUUUGCGAUCAUGUUCACGGCAUACGUUCUGAUAUUCUGCAGCAACAGCACCAUUGUGUGUCUCAUCAUGAUUCACAAAAGCCUCCACGAGCCGAUGUACGUUUUCAUCGCCGCUCUGCUGCUGAACUCCGUGUUUUUCAGCACCGUGAUUUACCCCAAACUUCUGAUGGACUUCCUGUCCGAAAAGCAGAUCAUCUCGUAUCAAGCGUGUCUCUUUCAGGUGUUUUUCUUUUACUCGUUAAGCUGCUCCGAAUUCAUGCUGCUGGCAGUCACGGCCUUCGACAGAUACGUGUCCAUAUGUAAACCUCUGCAUUAUACAACUAUCAUGAGAAGAACCACCGUCAGUUCGUUCCUGCUUUUGGCCUGGCUCGCGCCUGCUUGUCACGUUGCGGUGCCGGUCAUGACGAACAUCAAUCAAAAACUCUGCGGCUUUACUUUGAAAGGUAUUUUUUGCAACAACUCACUCCAACGUCUUCCCUGCGCAAAUUCAAAGGUGCUUUUUAUCUACGGUGCCGCCGGUGUGUUUACCGUCACACUCCUUCCGAUGCUUUUUGUACUCUUUACAUACACAAAGAUCUUCAUGAUAACUUACCGGAGCUGUGGGGAAGUCAGGAAAAAGGCGGCGCAGACCUGCUUACCUCACCUGUUUGUUUUGAUCAACUACACCUGUUUGCUUCUUUACGACCUGAUUAUAGUGAGAAUAGAAUCUGAUCGUCCAAAAACCGCCCGUUUUGUGAUGACGCUGCAGAUAGUCAUAUAUAAUCCCCUGUUUAACCCGAUUAUCUACGGACUGAAAAUGAAGGAAAUUUCUAAACACCUCAAAACGCUGUUCUGUCACGUCAGAGCGAACUGA